Hyposmocoma kahamanoa is the source of this 1336-nucleotide messenger RNA. RefSeq names its product venom carboxylesterase-6-like. NCBI's taxonomy places the organism in Eukaryota, Metazoa, Arthropoda, Insecta, Lepidoptera, Cosmopterigidae. The coding region runs from base 1 to 1053 and encodes 350 amino acids. The transcript is spliced from 7 exons. The record is from RefSeq and is a predicted model, not a curated record.
AUGCCGAGCUCUUACACGUUCGUUAUGUUCACGGCUGCGCAAGGAUUCCUAAGCACAGGUGAUGAGGUAGUCCCCGGCAAUGCAGGACUUAAAGACCAAUCGAUGGCCUUGCUCUGGACACGGGACAAUAUCGUCAUGUUUGGAGGCAAUCCUGAUAACGUCACCCUCAUGGGCUGUUCCGCUGGAGCCACACCUUGUAGGACACUUAAACCUCCCGAAUUUCAGCAAUGGAGAGUGCACUUGUUCACCCCAUUCACACCCACUGUAGAAGCGCCGCAAGUGAAAGACCCUUUCCUGACCAAGCACCCGUACUGCGCUGCGCAGGAUGGAUCCGUAUAUAAUGCGCCUCUUAUUCUCUCAGUCAAUUCGGAAGAGGGAUUAUACCCUGCAGCUGCGUAUCAGAGCGAUCCCAAGCUUCUGGAAGAGCUGGAAGCCAACUGGGAGCAACUGUCCAGCUAUAUCUUCGAAUACAACGACACAUUACCGCUGGAGCGCCGACGCGAGGUUGCCAUAAAGAUAAAGGACAAGUAUUUGGCCGGCAAGCCUGUUGGACAGGAGACUUUCUCACAACUUGUACAGGCCCUAGGUGACCGUCUCUUCACAAAGGACGUGGGCAAAUUAGCUCAGGUUCAAGCAAAGAAAUCCAGGCAGCCGGUGUAUGUCUACCGGUACACAUUUCGUGGAAACUUCAGCCUUUACAAUCUCAUGGCAAUGAACAAGAUCAACUACGGUACGAGCCACGCUGACGAUUUUCUCCACAUCACCAAGCUCGCAAAAAUCACCGAUGACUCCGAAGAUGAUAGACUGAUGACUGAAGCUCUUCUUGAUAUUAUCUAUAGCUAUGCAAGCACUGGAACACCACAACUGAGCAAUGGUAGGCCUUGGUUACCAGUGGUUCCUGGGUCUCCUGACAUCAACUACUUAGAGAUCUCGUCGCCGAUCAACAUGGAAAUGAAAACUAGCUCCGACUUCGGACUGCGUAGCUUCUGGGACUGCCUGGGUUUCAUUGAGAAUGAGAAUUACCCGGACUGUGUUAGGGACAUUAGUUCAUAAUACUUGAAUACUGAUGUGCAACUCUAUGGCUUCUUGCCAUGGAUUGUUAUUACGUUGUGCCAAGUGCGAUUUUAAAGAUGAAUAAAGCCAAGUUUUCUGUUGGUUUGUCUGUUAAUAUGUAUCAAUUUAGAACCAGCAUAUAUAGGCGAUCGUUUAUUAAGAAUCAUUACGCGUUUGUAACGUUACAGAAACUUCAGUACCGCCUGCAUCAUUGUUUCUAACUUAUCACCGCUUUUGAAACCAAUAUUAGCUCGAUCGAAACACCAUAACAACGAGGACGAAA